AUUAUGUAAUAUGUUUUCAUUUAUAUGCAUAAAAUGUAUUCUUGUAUGGCCAAAGGGAGAGUGUCUAAUGUCUUUAGGGCAUCUCCAUCCUCACUCCAUUUUUUUUCUCUAAAAUGGAGUAAAAGUGAAUAUGGAGUGAGGAAUGCUCCAACCCAACUCCAAAUCUCACUCCAUAAUGAAAUUUACUCCAUAAAUGGAGUAAUUUAUUUUUUGUUUGUUCAUCACUCCAUUAUGGAGUGGGAAAUGGAGUAAGGUUAGAGCAAUUUUACUCCAUUUGCACUUUUACUCCAUUUUGGAGGAAAAAAUGGAGUUUUACAUUGGAGAUGCUCUUAACUGUAUUUCUUGUUCCUAUAAGCAUAUUAUUAAAUAUGAAAAAUAUUCAUUAUGUAAUAUUAGCCAUAAAACUCAUGGCAAAGCCUAGUCCGCCCAAUAUGUUAUGUAGUAGUUUCUUUCAACAAUGUUAUGUAGUUUUUUAAUAUUUUUCAUUCCUGCGUAAAUAUCAUGAAUUGUAUCUAAUAUAUACUUGCAAGUUAUAAACCUUGAAUAGAAGUAUGCACUGGUAAUGAUUUACACGUUUGAUGACCGGUGGGACAAUCAGAUUGAGUGACGAAAGAAUAUAAACAUAUGAAACUAAUUCCGAAGAAGGUCUAGUUGGGAUCAUAUAUAUGAUUAGGGCUCAAGUUUUAUACUGCAGUUUUCAAUUAUGGUUAACCAUUGUCAAUGUUUAUAAUGGAGGAUAUAUGAUGCAGCACAACUCUAAUAAUUAGUUUUUUUUUUUGGGUUUCAAGCAGACUAGAUACAAGUCAGUUGUAUCAAACUUUCAUUUUCAGAACUGAUUUUUACAUCUUUAGCAAGAAAAAAAAAAGAUUUUAUUUUGGUUCAGAAACACAUGUUUUGAUGUAUUAAUUAUCAGCAUUACAUUGUCAGCAUUAUAAACCUAGAUUCAGACCGGUAUCUAGCUACACUGGACUUUCAUCAGUCGUGUCCAAAUGCUCUUCUCUUCUUUUUCAUUUUAUAAAUGUCAACCAAUUUUGUUACAAUAAUUUAAUGGUAUUAUAGAUUGCAAUGUUCGUAGAAGAAAAAGAAAGAAUCUUGAGAUAUUAUGAGUUACAGUUGAAACAAAUCAAGUAGGCGACACAUGGAUACUAGUAUCUUCAUUUACACACGCACAUUACAUAUAAGAUGGAAUCAGUUACAUAUACAUUGACACAUUUUUAUUCCUGUAUACGCACACAUAGUAUACAAUGGCCACCUUUUUAUAAAUAAAAAUAUAUUUGUGGAGUAGGGUCAGAUAUGGAUAAACUUCUUAUCUCAGAUUUUUUUCCAUGUCAAAGAUGACGCAAUAGUCACCAGCAAAUCUCUUUUCUCGUCGCGUACACUUCUGAAUUUUAAACUACUAUAAUGCAACCACUCUGAAACAUAAUGUAUGAAACAUUAAGAACAUUAAUACCCUUUAUUAGUUAUUUUAGUUAUGAAGCGCCAAUCGUUUACAUUAAUUAAUUAAUCAUAUUACAAAAUUCAUGUAUCUAUAUCUAGCAACUAUUAUUGUGAUAUAUUUUGUCGUCCACGUAUAAAGAGCCAAUACGAGAUGAUGUUGUCCAGAAAUGGCUUUAUCUUUUCUUCAGGUACUUACUAUAAUAUAAUUAUGACAAAACUAAUUAUUUAUGUGGAUAAUUAGUUGAGUUGUAGACUUGUAGUCAUACAUAGAACUUAGUAUGUGACACUUUUUACUGUAAUUGUAUAUUGUUUUGCUGAUUUUACAGUUUUUAAGCCUCUCAUAGUUACAUUAGGAAAAAAGAAAAUAAGACAUGAACAAAAAUAUAAGACUGCAAAAACUGUAAGUUUUAUAUAGAACUUUUAUAUGAAACCUACUCAUUUUCUUUUGGAAACACACAUGAAACAUACUAAUUAGAAUUAAGAAAUAGAUGCCGUAAAACAGUAAAAUAUAUAUACCGUCCAACCAAUGCUAAAUGAUAUCACUCUCUCCAUGUACUAGUGAAAACCAAAGCGCAUGAAAAUUGAAAUAUCAUAUCACUUUAUUGUUCAUGGCACAUUACCGCAAAUUAUUAACCUUCCACGUUUCCACUAUAACUUAAAAGGGGAAUAAGAUAUAAUUGUAAAUUAAUGUUUUGGGUAUGUGAUGCUACUGCCAGCCACGGACCGAAAGUGAUAUAAGUCAUCUCUCUUAAUAUUUUUGUAAUAUAAUGCACAUUAUAAAUAUAUAACAGACAAUCCCACCUCUGCUAUAAGUCCAUUAUAAAUAAACUAUAUAAAUCAACGACAAUUAAAUACAUAAAAGGAGUCUCCAUCAAACAAAAUCAUAAGGGUAAGCAUUUUUCUUAUCCGUAAUUAUAUCACAAAGAACUUAGCCUAUUUCUAGGAAAUUUUGGUCUGUGGGACAUUUUAAUUACAAUAAUAUAUUUCGAGUGGGGUAUAUCAAUUAUAUAGUUAUCCAGUAGUGAAUUAUUAUAACAAAAUAAAAAAAAUCCAAGAUCUUCCACAAUGACCAUUAUAAAUACCAGCUGACCCAAGCAUAUCUACAAAUACAACCUAAGCCUUUCUCAUUCCAAAAACAAACACUUCAUUUAUUACUAAGUUUUCUUGAUCAACCGCAAAUGGAGAGAAUAAGAGAUCUGUCGUCGAAGACAGCAGCAGUAAUAUUCACUAAGAGCUCUUGCUGUAUGUGCCAUAGCAUCAAGACGUUAUUCUACGAACUAGGAGCUAGUCCAGCGAUCCACGAGCUCGAUAAGGACUCCGAAGGCCGUGAAAUGGAGCGGGCCCUGCGUGCGCUCGGCUCAUCAAACCCAGCAGUUCCAGCUGUUUUUGUCGGAGGAAGGUAUAUCGGAUCAGCCAAAGACAUCAUCUCGUUCCACGUCGACGGGUCGCUCAAACAAAUGCUUAAAGACGCAAAGGCCAUAUGGCUAUAGCGUUCUAACAGUUACAUGUAUGUAUAUAUGCAUGUAUACAUAUAUAUAUAUAUGAUGUCAAUAAUCAAUGUGUAAAACAUAUAUCAUAUAGAUAAUCGGGAGGAAGCAUAGAUGUAUUAAAAUGCUGGGCUUCCUUCGCAUGGAGGUGAUUUAUAAUAAGUUAUAUACAUUUAUAGAUGUAUAUAUGCAUCUUGACUUGCAUUGUACGGAGGAAAAGACAAGUGUACUUUUAAGCAACUGUUGUAACACUAGUGUUUAAGUUCCACGGUAAAGAUAAACAAAAAUGUAAAAUCAUAUGAUUAAAUGCGUCAUUUUGUUGAAAUGCUA
Brassica rapa (field mustard) is the source of this 3254-nucleotide messenger RNA. Its product is annotated as glutaredoxin-C11. Lineage: Eukaryota; Viridiplantae; Streptophyta; Magnoliopsida; Brassicales; Brassicaceae. The record is from RefSeq and is a predicted model, not a curated record.